AUGUCAUCAAUACUUGAAGCAGUAGCUUUUAUACUUGAAAACUACUCAAAGUAUUCGAGCUGUUCUGAAGAAAACGUACGUCUUUUCUUCGAGCAGGCCAAAAUUCCAUCUAUUUCUAUGUAUGAUUACUUGGCAUAUUUAAAUACAUACACGCACUGUUCAGAACAUUGUUAUGUUCUGUCACUGAUAUAUGUAGAGAGACUUAUAGUCUUUUUGUUUAAUUUUACGCUUAUUAGCAGCUUAUAAUUUUGAUGAUAAAAGAAUUUAUUUAUAAUAGCAUUAAUCCUAAUAGUUAUAUAUCAAACUUCAGAAAAUACAUUUUUGAUAACAUUUCUCUGCAUAAACUAUUUCUAAUUGGCCUUGUUGUUGCCGCGAAAUAUAGUGAAGAUAAAUAUUACAAAAACUCCUAUUAUGCAAAAGUAGGAGGGAUACAGGUAUCAGAUUUUAAUAAUCUUGAAAAGAAAUUUUUGAUGCUGCUGGACUUCGAUUUGUAUAUUUCGAAUGAGCAGUAUGAGCAUUUCACUGACACAAUAAAAUCAACGGUACGCGCCAUUAGAAGGCAAAAUUAUAAAAUCAUGGAAAAUGCUCAUAUCAAUAAUGAGCUUGCUAGUGUUAGUUAA
Molecule: messenger RNA, 620 nt
Organism: Blepharisma stoltei
Lineage: Eukaryota; Ciliophora; Heterotrichea; Heterotrichida; Blepharismidae
Source: the annotation of a GenBank genome assembly